AAACCCUUGCCUGAGCUUUAUAAAUUUUCUAGAGGAAUGAGUGGUAGAGGAUAUAGACUUCUGGCAGUGCGGUCUAUAGGUCCCUUGGUUUGGCGGAGCUAGACGAGGAGGCCGCAGCGUCGUCCGAAAAGCUCUGCUUCUGGUCUGCAAGUGGAAAGUUAAUGCACACUUCGCCUUUAACUGAAGUGGGCGGGGCGGAGCGGCGCGUCCCGCGUUGCUAUUGGCGGCGGUUAGGGGCGCGGAAACCGAACCCGAGCAACUGCCGCCGCAGCUACCAUGGCCGCGCCCUGCCCGGAGGACCCCUCACUGGAGAGGCAUUUUAAGGGCCACCGAGAUGCUGUCACCUGUGUGGACUUCAGUCUCAAUGCGAAGCAACUUGCGAGUGGCUCCAUGGAUUCCUGCCUCAUGGUCUGGCACAUGAAGCCCCAGGCGCGUGCAUACCGCUUCACAGGCCACAAGGAUGCUGUCACCUGUGUGAACUUCUCCCCCUCUGGACAUUUGCUUGCCUCGGGCUCCCGUGACAAGACGGUUCGAAUCUGGGUGCCCAACGUCAAAGGUGAGUCGACCGUGUUUCGUGCACACACGGCCACAGUGAGGAGUGUCCACUUCUCCAGUGAUGGCCAGUCCCUCGUGACAGCCUCUGAUGACAAGACAAUCAAGGUGUGGUCGACACAUCGCCAGAGAUUCCUGUUUUCAUUGAGCCAGCACAUCAACUGGGUCCGCUGUGCCAGGUUCUCCCCUGAUGGGCGGCUUAUCGUGUCUGCCAGUGAUGACAAGACCGUCAAGCUGUGGGAUAAGACCAGCCGGGAGUGCGUCCACUCGUACUGUGAGCAUGGCGGCUUUGUUACCUAUGUGGACUUCCACCCCAGUGGUACCUGUGUCGCCGCCGCCGGCAUGGACAACACGGUGAAGGUGUGGGACGUGCGGACGCACCGGCUGCUGCAGCAUUAUCAGUUGCACAGUGCAGCAGUGAACGCCCUCUCUUUCCACCCCUCUGGGAACUACCUGAUUACGGCAUCCAGCGACUCAACGCUGAAGAUCCUGGACCUGAUGGAGGGCCGGCUGCUUUACACACUCCAUGGGCAUCAGGGACCUGCCAUGGCUGUUGCCUUUUCAAGAACUGGGGAGUAUUUUGCUUCUGGAGGCUCUGAUGAACAGGUGAUGGUUUGGAAGAGUAACUUUGAUGUUGAUUAUGGAGAAGUAAUAAAAAUGCCAAGGCCCCCAGCCACACUGGGCAUGUCUACAGCGAUUCUGCCAGAAGUGGACCUCCCCAUCCCCUCAAGCAGAGGCAGGAGUCUGGAGUCGGUACCGAACCAGCCUCAGGAGCCCAUCAGCAUGCCCCAGACGCUGACCAGCACGCUGGAGCACAUUGUGGGCCAGCUGGACGUCCUCACUCAGACAGUGUCCAUCCUGGAACAGCGGUUGACGCUGACAGAAGACAAGCUGAAGCAGUGUCUGGAGAACCAGCAGCUAAUCAUGCAGAGAGCAACACCAUGAUCAGGGGAACAAAAAUCAGGAGCUCGGUUGAUUUGGGGGGUGGGCGGCAGGCCAGGGAUUUGUACUAAGGGACUUGGGGAAAUAAAGGAAUUCAGCUCUGUGGGAACCACAUCUGUGCCGAGCCCUGGGGAUCAAGCGCUUGUGCCCUCUCCCUUGCUGUUCACCCCAGGAGCCUCUCCACUUGCAACAGCAGCCUCCAGGCCCAGGUCCACACAGAAAGGGUGCUUGAGACCCACCCGGCUGGACUACAUACAUUUAGUUUGUUGUAAAAGAGCUGCAUGAAGUGUUUGCUGCCUUGAAGACCUAAGACCGCAGGCCUCUGUGGACAACCUAGCUUUCACUCACCUUUGGCUUUUCUCCUGGUGUGGCUUGGAAUUUGACUGCUCUUUAGUUGGAUAGACCAGGAGUUUUCUGUACAUUUGACAAAGGCUCAUCUGAGUCAGGUUUGUCCAGGAAUAAACAAGCUCUGUAGAGUA
This is a messenger RNA of Octodon degus (degu), 1973 nucleotides long. It is a transcript of the gene Poc1a, whose product is annotated as POC1 centriolar protein A. Gene Ontology annotation, biological process: cilium assembly. Bases 277 to 1497 code for a protein of 406 amino acids. NCBI's taxonomy places the organism in Eukaryota, Metazoa, Chordata, Mammalia, Rodentia, Octodontidae. Gene Ontology annotation, cellular component: centriole; ciliary basal body. Gene Ontology annotation, molecular function: protein binding. The transcript has 11 exons. The record is from RefSeq and is a predicted model, not a curated record.